This is a messenger RNA of Cercocebus atys (sooty mangabey), 12739 nucleotides long. RefSeq names its product SET binding protein 1 (gene SETBP1). The transcript has 6 exons. Lineage: Eukaryota; Metazoa; Chordata; Mammalia; Primates; Cercopithecidae. The coding region runs from base 3091 to 7881 and encodes 1596 amino acids. The record is from RefSeq and is a predicted model, not a curated record. Gene Ontology annotation, molecular function: DNA binding.
ACUCCUGACCUCAGGUGAUGCACCCACUUCAGCCUCCCAAAGUGCUGGGAUUACAGACAUGAGCCACCAUGCCUCAUGGCUGAGUUUUAAGCUACCAACUUAAUGCCACUGAAUGUGGAGCUGGGGAGAGAUACACACAGUGGGCUCUUACGAGCCCGUAGGCACUAGCUUCAGCGCAUCCUCAUUACUGUUCACUAGAACUUGAUAUGGUCUCUGAUAAGAGGAGUAAAUUGAAGAGGAGGAUGUGACUGGCUUCACAAUGGGUAGAAGGUAGUCCACUUCUUCCUCUGUAGUCCAGUACUUCCUCUGUAGGCUAGACUCUCUCCUCAUGAGAGCAUGGAGCAAAGAAACAGAACCCAACACAAGGCCUCCUGAGGUGGAAGAAACACUUAAAACGAGUUAAAGGAACAAUAUCAGGAGAAUUAGUUAAUCCAACAGCAACAUUAGAGUUUCAGAAAGCUACCUGGCAUCUUCAACAAGAAGUAUGACCCGUAGAAAAGGAGCAUUAAGAAACAAGGAGGGAGCAUGCUGUGAUGAAAAGACAUUAGAGCCAACUGAAAAGUUGGUGCAUAAAGUAAAAGAUUGCAGGGAUACAAAAUGUGCAGUUGCAGAAUUUAAAGAAUCCACAGUGAAGUCAAUAAAGGCAAAGGGGGCAUGGAAAAUAGAAUCAAAUCAACUUGGUAUUAUGGAGAACAGAUUGGGGUAUGCUUUCCCACAAGGCAAAAGAAGGAAAGAAAAGCAGUGAGAGAGAAAACGAUAGAAAUGGAGAACAGAGAUGAGAGCUCUAAACUCAGAAUUAUAGGAAAAACUUUGAAAGAAGUAAGAACCAUUUAAUGGAAGAAAUUACCAAAGGAAUAAUUGAAGGGAACAUUCCUGAACUAGAAAGAACCUGUAUCUACAGAUCCAAAAGACUCAUUAUGUUCCAGGAAAAUUAAAGGGAGAGAGCUCCACACUACACUCAUUUUGUCAUUAAUAAAAUUCUAACGUAAUGAAAAAGAAAGUUUUCAAUUAUAAACGCAUAAAGCAAGUUGCCUAUAGAGGAAACCAAACCAGGCCAGCCUCCGUUUUCUCUUCAUUAUUUUAAAUGCUGAAAGGCAUUCUACGAAGUUUUGAGGCAAAAAGUUUUCUAGCCUGAGAAUUAUCUAGUCAACCCAGUGUCUUUUACGUGUGAAGAUGAAAGAAAUGCCUUGUGGUAUGGGAAUUUGCAGAGUCCAGAGCCGAGGGAGGACUGAGGAUGAAGAGCUUGGGGAAGUUUGCAAAACUUCAGGAAUGAAGCAGAGCACUCUUCCUGUAUUUGGGAUUGUUUGCCUUUAAGACCUGAGAGGUGCAUGUGUUGUUCAUGUUUAUUUUGUAAUAAGGAGCAUGGAGUUCUACUACCAGGAAAUACGGUAAAACAUUUUUAAAAAGUAAAAACCAUAAACUAGUGAAGUAGGCCAGGUAACCAUCAUUUUUUUUUUUUUCUACUUUGUUGAUGAGACACUGAGGCUGAAAGAGGCUUAUGAGGGCUCCUAAGUGGCUGCACUAGGCCAGGAAUUCACUUCUUUUGACUCCUUGAAUAUACUAAGGGCUCUAUCUCUACCACCUUGUCCUUUUGGAAAGCAAUAGUGGCCUGUAUGUACAUGGCACCUGGGCAAAGCAGAAAAGCGAGGUGAAUGAAUGAUGCUGGGAAGCCCAGCUUGAGUUGCUUUGUUCAUUUGUUAAUUCAGCCAUCCAGCAUUUCUUGAAUGUUCAUUAUGUGUUGGGCAUGGUGCUAGGUGUUAGGAUUAUGUGGAUGAAUACAACACAAGUCCUGCCUGUUCCCAAGAGACUCACGGUACUGCCGUAAGGGAGAAAUACCCUCAUGUACUCGAUAAUAAUGCCUAUGAUCUAGCAACUUGACAGGGGUAAUCAUAUAGACCAGGCACAGUCUAAGACAUUGGUUCUGACUCUAGGCCUUCAGAACCACCGAGACAGCUUGGUAAAAGCCAGCGUGUUGGGCCGCAGCUCUGGAGCCCUGAUUCAGUAAGUGGAGCUCAAGAACUUGCAUUUCCACCAAGCUUCAGAAUAAGUAAGAGUUCCCCAGUUGGAGAAUGUAUUUUAGACUAGGAAAAAAUAUUCCAUCUGGCAGUUUUGGAGGGGAGGGAGGAAGUACUCUGGAACUUAUUUGGGUAUAAGACACAUCUAGCCAAGCAGGAUUCCCCUGGCCAUUCGGAGAAAUAAUUCUGUAGGUUCAUGCUGUUCAUUUUGGAGUGUACCCAUAGGUCUAUGGCUCUGCAGGGCAAAAUUACAAAGUAUUGAGUGUGAAAGAGACUUUAGUCCCAACCCAUUCAUUGCUAAGGCAAGUGUGGGUCAUAAGAGAUCCAAAAGUGUGGGUAAAAGACUCAGAGUGGCUUGUCUAGCAUCUGACUGCCUGUGAACAGCAGAGCUAGGAAUAAAGACUGAGUUUUGGACUCCUAUCUCAGUAUUCUUUCCAAAUACAUCUCUUUCCUUUCUUUGCCCUUUUGUUUGCUUGGGGCUGACAAGGCUGUUAUCUCUUAAGCAAUUUUAUCUUUCCUAUCCUCCUCCACUCCCACCCCCCACUGCCGCCCUGCCCAAGUCCUGCAGGCAGUCAUAGAAGGGUUAACUUUUGUUGGACUGAAGGCCUGAGCCAAGUACAGAGUGUCCAUUGUGUGCCCGCCCCCUCAGGAGGAGUCACUGACUGCUGGAAUGUGACAAGGCAAAACAUUUUUACCUUGCCUUGGCUUCCCCAACUCCGUGAGUGCGUGAGCCUGUGCGUGUACUCACACGCGUGUUUUGGCAGGGGUGAAUCACAAGAGGACUCGCAGUUGACACCCAGACUCCCCAAAAAACUGAACUGUGAAUUUGGGGAGGCAGGUACGUGCUGGGAAGAAAGCUAAAAGAGAACAACAGCUUUGUGUGCUGAUGAAGUAAACAGACAGUUGCAGAUCUGAUCUCUUCUGAACACCUCAUCGUGUCUCCAUCCCUGGGAAUCUGACCCUAGCAACUGGACCAUUUUGUUCUUGGAAUUUUGGGUGUCCUCUCUUCUCACCUUUCCCUUUUCCCUUUUCCCCUUCCCCCUCCUGAGAACUUCUGAAGACUGUAGAGAUUGUCAUGGAGUCCAGGGAAACCUUAAGCAACUCCCGGCAAAGAGGGGGCGAGUCAGACUUCCUGCCGGUCUCCUCAGCCAAGCCCCCAGCUGCUCCUGGCUGUGCAGGAGAACCUUUGCUCUCCACUCCAGGACCUGGGAAGGGGAUCCCGGUGGGCGGAGAACGCAUGGAGCCAGAGGAGGAGGAUGAACUAGGCUCAGGGCGGGAUGUGGAUUCCAACUCCAAUGCGGACAGUGAGAAAUGGGUGGCAGGAGAUGGUUUGGAAGAGCAGGAAUUUUCUAUCAAGGAGGCAAACUUCACAGAGGGAAGUCUGAAGCUAAAGAUUCAGACCACAAAGCGGGCUAAGAAACCCCCAAAGAAUUUGGAGAACUAUAUAUGUCCACCUGAGAUCAAGAUCACCAUCAAGCAGUCUGGGGACCAGAAGGUGUCCCGUGCUGGAAAAAACAGCAAAGCCACGAAGGAGGAAGAAAGAAGCCACUCCAAAAAGAAGCUCCUCACAGCCAGUGACCUUGCAGCCAGUGACCUCAAAGGAUUUCAGCCACAGGCUUACGAGAGGCCCCAGAAACAUUCAACUCUCCAUUAUGACACAGGCCUCCCACAGGACUUCACCGGUGACACCUUAAAACCAAAGCACCAGCAAAAAAGCAGCAGCCAGAACCACAUGGACUGGUCCACCAACUCUGACAGCGGACCUGUCACUCAGAAUUGCUUCAUCAGUCCAGAGUCUGGCAGAGAAACUGCAAGCACCAGCAAGAUCCCAGCUCUUGAGCCCGUGGCUUCCUUUGCAAAGGCCCAGGGUAAGAAAGGCAGUGCAGGGAACACGUGGAGUCAGUUGUCUAACAAUAACAAAGAUCUGCUUUUGGGAGGUGUGGCACCAUCCCCAAGCAGCCACAGCUCACCAGCCCCACCCAGCAGCUCUGCUGAGUGCAGCGGGCUUCAGCCCUUGGUGGAUCAAGAUGGAGGAGGUACAAAGGAGCCCCCAGAACCACCUACUGUGGGCAGCAAGAAAAAGUCCAGUAAGAAGGAUGUGAUAAGUCAGACCAUACCAAACCCAGACCUGGAUUGGGUCAAGAAUGCCCAGAAAGCAUUUGACAAUACAGAAGGGAAAAGGGAAAGUUAUUCCACAGAUAGUGUCCAGGAGGCAUCACCAGCCAGGCAGAACGUGAGUUCUGCCAGUAAUCCUGAAAAUGACUCAAGUCAUGUCCGGAUUACUAUCCCCAUCAAGGCACCCUCUCUGGAUCCAACCAACCAUAAGAGGAAAAAGAGACAGUCCAUUAAAGCGGUGGUGGAAAAGAUCAUGCCAGAGAAAGCCCUGGCUUCUGGAAUCACUAUGAGCAGUGAAGUAGUUAACAGGAUACUUUCCAACUCUGAGGGGAGUAAGAAGGAUCCCCGUGUCCCUAAGUUGGGUAAAAUGAUAGAGAAUGAGUCCCCCUCAGUUGGCCUUGAAACUGGUGGAAAUGCUGAGAAAGUUAUCCCAGGAGGUGUGUCUAAGCCGCGGAAGCCACCCAUGGUCAUGACACCUCCAACGUGCACAGAUCACUCUCCAUCCAGAAAGCUGCCGGAAAUCCAACAUCCAAAAUUUGCUGCAAAACGAAGGUGGACUUGCAGCAAACCAAAACCCAGCACCAUGCUUCGAGAGGCAGUUAUGGCCACCUCUGAUAAACUGAUGCUGGAGCCCCCAUCUGCGUAUCCCAUCACCCCAUCCAGCCCUCUCUACACCAACACAGACAGUCUUACUGUGAUCACUCCAGUCAAAAAGAAGCGGGGACGACCAAAGAAGCAGCCUUUGCUCACAGUCGAGACGAUUCAUGAGGGAACUUCCACCAGCCCCGUCAGUCCCAUCAGCCGAGAGUUUCCUGGCACUAAGAAAAGAAAGCGACGACGCAAUUUAGCGAAGUUGGCCCAGCUAGUGCCGGGAGAGGACAAACCCAUGAGCGAGAUGAAAUUUCACAAGAAAGUUGGAAAGCUCGGCGUGUUGGAUAAGAAGACCAUCAAAACUAUCAAUAAGAUGAAGACACUCAAGAGGAAAAACAUCUUGAACCAGAUCUUGUCCUGUUCCAGCAGCGUUGCUCUGAAGGCAAAAGCUCCCCCAGAGACCAGCCCUGGGGCAGCAGCCAUUGAAAGCAAACUGGGCAAGCAGAUUAAUGUCAGCAAGAGGGGAACCAUCUACAUUGGCAAGAAGCGGGGCAGGAAGCCAAGAGCAGAGCUGCCACCCCCAUCCGAAGAACCCAAAACAGCCAUCAAGCACCCCAGGCCUGUUUCUAGCCAGCCGGAUGUUCCAGCCGUGCCUUCCAACUUUCAGUCACUUGUGGCGUCUUCACCAGCAGCUAUGCACCCACUUUCAACACAGUUAGGUGGGUCCAAUGGCAACCUGAGCCCUGCCAGCACUGAAACCAAUUUUUCAGAGUUGAAAACUAUGCCAAAUCUCCAGCCCAUCAGUGCUCUUCCAACCAAAACCCAAAAGGGAAUACACAGUGGAACCUGGAAGCUGUCUCCACCCAGACUGAUGGCCAACUCCCCUUCACACCUGUGUGAGAUUGGCUCCCUAAAGGAAAUCACGCUGUCCCCUGUGAGUGAGUCCCACAGUGAGGAGACGAUCCCCAGCGACAGCGGCAUUGGGACAGACAACAACAGCACUUCUGACCAAGCGGAGAAGAGCUCAGAAUCCCGAAGGAGGUACUCUUUUGAUUUCUGCUCCCUGGACAACCCGGAGGCCAUUCCGUCCGACACCAGCACAAAGAACCGGCAUGGCCACCGGCAAAAGCAUCUCAUUGUGGACAACUUUCUGGCCCACGAAAGCCUCAAGAAGCCAAAGCACAAGAGGAAACGGAAAAGCCUGCAAAACCGUGAUGACCUCCAGUUUCUGGCAGACCUGGAGGAGCUCAUCACCAAGUUCCAAGUGUUCAGAAUCUCCCACCGGAGUUACACCUUCUACCACGAGAAUCCAUAUCCCAGCAUUUUUCGGAUUAAUUUUGAUCACUAUUACCCGGUGCCAUAUAUCCAGUAUGACCCGUUGCUCUAUCUUCGUAGGACUUCAGACUUGAAGUCAAAGAAGAAGCGUGGUAGGCCUGCAAAAACCAAUGACACCAUGACAAAGGUGCCUUUUUUACAAGGGUUCAGCUACCCUAUUCCCAGUGGAAGUUACUAUGCACCCUAUGGAAUGCCUUACACAUCAAUGCCUAUGAUGAACCUUGGUUAUUACGGUCAGUACCCAGCUCCUUUGUACCUAUCGCACACGCUUGGAGCAGCUUCCCCAUUCAUGAGGCCAACAGUGCCACCACCUCAGUUCCACACAAACUCCCACGUAAAGAUGUCCGGUGCAGCUAAGCAUAAAGCCAAGCAUGGAGUACACCUGCAGGGACCUGUUAGCAUGGGCCUUGGUGACAUGCAGCCUUCUCUGAAUCCUCCCAAGGUAGGCAGUGCCAGUCUGUCCAGCGGUCGGCUCCAUAAGAGGAAACACAAACACAAGCAUAAGCACAAGGAAGACCGGAUCCUAGGGACCCAUGACAACCUGAGUGGUCUCUUUGCAGGCAAAGCCACAGGCUUCUCCAGCCACAUCCUGAGCGAGCGGCUGAGUAGCGCAGACAAAGAGCUCCCGCUGGUGAGUGAGAAGAACAAGCAUAAGGAGAAACAGAAGCACCAGCACAGCGAAGCCGGCCACAAAGCUUCUAAGAACAACUUCGAGGUGGACACCUUGUCUACACUGUCACUUUCCGAUGCCCAGCAUUGGACACAGGCCAAGGAAAAAGGAGACUUGAGCAGUGAGCCUGUGGACUCAUGCACAAAAAGAUACUCUGGCAGUGGCGGGGAUGGUGGCAGCACGAGAUCGGAGAACCUGGACGUGUUCAGUGAAAUGAACCCUUCGAAUGACAAGUGGGACAGUGACGUGAGUGGGAGUAAAAGGAGGAGCUAUGAAGGCUUUGGAACGUACAGGGAAAAGGACAUCCAAGCCUUCAAGAUGAACCGCAAGGAGAGAAGUUCUUAUGACUCCUCCAUGUCUCCAGGAAUGCCAAGUCCCCACUUAAAAGUGGACCAGACAGCAGUGCAUAGUAAGAACGAAGGCUCAGUGCCCACCAUGAUGACCAGGAAGAAGCCAGCCGCAGUUGACAGUGUUGCAAUUCCACCAGCCCCAGUGUUAUCUCUCCUUGCUGCAUCCGCAGCAACAUCGGACGCAGUCGGCUCCUCCCUGAAGAAGAGGUUCAAGCGGCGGGAGAUCGAAGCCAUCCAGUGCGAAGUGCGGAAGAUGUGCAACUACACCAAGAUCCUAUCCACCAAGAAGAACUUGGACCACGUGAACAAGAUCCUGAAGGCCAAGCGGCUGCAGAGACAAUCAAAAACAGGCAACAACUUCGUGAAGAAGAGGCGCGGGCGUCCCAGGAAGCAACCCACCCAGUUCGAUGAGGACUCCAGAGACCAAAUGCCGGUGCUGGAAAAAUGCAUCGACCUGCCCAGCAAAAGGGGCCAGAAGCCCAGCCUGAGCCCGCUGGUGCUGGAGCCCGCCGCCAGCCAAGACACCAUCAUGGCCACCAUCGAAGCGGUCAUCCACAUGGCCCGGGAGGCGCCGCCCCUGCCCCCGCCACCGCCACCGCCCCUACCGCCACCGCCGCCACCGCCCCUACCCCCACCACCCCCUCUACCCAAGACCCCCCGAGGCGGAAAGAGGAAACACAAACCGCAGGCCCCCGCUCAGCCCCCGCAGCAGCCGCCCCCGCAGCAGCCCCUUCCCCAGGAAGAGGAGGUGAAAGCCAAAAGGCAGAGGAAGUCCCGAGGGAGUGAGAGCGAGGUCCUUCCCUAGGGCGGGUCUGGGCGUCUGCACCUGGGGCCUAGGGAACUGACACGUGGGAAGCGCAGUGGGCGGGGGCGGAAUCCCCGGCUGCAGGGACACCCACGCCCUUCUCUCCAGAAGCCGGGCAGGCAGAAUCCGGCCAGACGACGGGCUGAGCCAUCAGGAGCUCUAGGGAAAGCAAAGCAGGGAGAUACCUUCAGAAGAAGCUUGUCAGCUUCACCGCAGCUCCCACCACGCGGCGCUUCAGUACGGCUGGAUCGUCCGCAGGCGAGCGGAAGGCCCCCAGGAGGAGCAGGCUGGUGGCGCUCUCCUGACCUCCCGCUGCCAAGGUGCGCCCUCGACUCCGAUUUCAUUUGCUGGCCAGGAAAAUCGAAAGGGAAACACCCUCAAUUAGGAAACAUUCCAAGGGGAGAAAAGCUGCAAAUUGCUCAACUGGCAUUGCUGUAACCCGUUCCAUUUAAUUGGUUUUUAUUUCUUUUGAUUUUCAAGCUCUGCUAAGCUUUGGGGUACCAACGUCAUCUUCAGGUGACCUGAAUCUUUCCCUUAACCGUACAGUUUCUCAGAUGGAAUUGUGUGAUCAGAAGGUGGAGUUCUAGUGAUAGGCGACCUUAGACCCGCAUUCAUGUUCUCUGUGCCUCUUCUGUCGCACAUACACUGAUUUUUAGCGUUGUCUAUUCCUACUUUUCCUUUGCCCGUUGUACUUCCAUAUAUCUUUUCAUUAACGUACUUGCUGCUUUUUUUUUUUAAUCUUGGUACACAUUUAAAUAAUACAAUCCGUAACCUGUGCUGUAAAGUUCAACCUUGGCAUGCUGUUCCAAGAACCUGGCUUUGAAUCCCAAUCAUUGUGAAACAUACUCAGUAUUGAUAAAACCUUUUUAAUAAGUGACGCAGAGCAGCCAAGGAUAUGUUGACCCAGAUGUCAACCAGGCUAUUUUUAUACUUAAAACAUGUCAGCAGAGCAGAGGCAGAAUAAAAUGGUUUUAAUACCCCACAGCAAAUAGAAUAACUGACAAGCCACCAAAAACUGAAACCCCAGACCCACCAGAAAGACAAGUGUCUAGCAAUGCCUUGGUACCUGAUCUUUUUCAUACGAAUAAUUGUCAUAGGUUGUUCAAAAAAAAAAAGGAAACAAAAAGACAAUAGAAGAAGUCCAUUAUCCCUGGAUAAUUAUUUCUUAAAAGCAAAUGGGAGUAAGUGUUCUUAUCUGGAAAAAUAAAUAAAUAAAAUGCUCAAAGGGUAUCACCACUUCAAUUAUAUCAAGCCACCUUGGACAAAGUAUCCAAAUUGUGGUUGCCUUAAUAAACUAAAACAUUAUUGUACAUAAUGUAAUUAUAAAUCUAUCAGUCUGCAUGGAUGCAAACUGUGUGUGACAAAUCGUCUUUUAAAUGGUCAAUUUCAGCUGUACAUUUCUCAUCCAAGUUGUACUCUAACCAUUGGUUUAGCGUGGACAGAUAUUCCAUCUCUAUUAUCCAUUUCCACAGCCCGAAUAAAAUAUGUUAAGCAGGCUCAGAAUGAAUACAAAGAAUUCCAUUUCCGUAGAUGUUUUCUAAAAGUCAGAUUGUGGAAAUUUCAAAUAAGUAUUUUCAAUUUCCUCCCUCACUCCCCCUUACCUUCCCCAAGACAUCAAACACCUGGCAUGGUAGAUUAUAGAAAGGGACACUGAGAGAGAGAAUUAAAUUUUCUAAUGGGAAUUAGAAUAUCUGGUUUACCUCCAAAUUAAGUUUCUUUACGGGAAGUUGGGACCAGCUGGAAAUUGUAUUAUCAUUUCAGAACACAAUAUUAUUUCCUUAGAGAGAGAGAGAGGGAUUUUUGUUGGCAACAUAAGAGAAUAAGUGAUGGGGUAUCUAUGUGAGUAAAUUUUUAAAUUCCAAGUUAAUGUGCUUGCAAACAUUACUGCUCCGUUAUGGCACCAAGAGUUGGUUGAAAUUACCCACAUAGUCAUACUGUUGUGCUCUGUCACCAUGGACUUCACAUCAUUUGCUGCCCGCUAGGUCAGUCGUAUUUAAUACUGGCAAUAUGUAAGUUUAAAGGACGGCAUUCCCCUCUACUUUAAAGCUUAUAUUCUAGAUAUUCAGUUUGUGACCUUGGUUGACCUUUGGCAUUUCACACAAGUUAAACAGCAAAAUCAAAGCAGCCAUUUUUAAUUCGUCAUUCCCAAGCCCUGUCUGAGUGGUUCCAAAGUCACCCGAGAGGAAGGUUUAAAUUAGCCCCUCUCACCCCACCAUUGCUAAGAAACAGCAACCAUUUUCAUUCCAAUUCAGCCAUAAAGAGGUUUCUCUUCCUGGGUUUUGAAAUCAUUUCCUUCUUUCUUUCAUUUGCCCUUCCUCCUUCCUGUGUUGUACUGUCUCUCCAGCCACGUCUAUAAGCAGACUCAAUCUUCUUGCAGAGGAAGAUGAGCUGGCACUCUGCAAACUUCUUUAAUAAGGACCCGAAGUUUAAUUGACAUUAACCUCUAGUAGGUGAGAAAUUCCAAAAAAGCUUUGGGGUACAUUAGAAUUUCCAAAGCCCUGAAAGAUAUUUCAGGAGAUUUAAUAGCAGAGUUGCAACUUACACGUGAAUUCUGGUCUAUAGUGGUCAUGUGAGUUAAAUUCGAAUCCCCUACUUGUAUGACCCUAGGAAUAGACUGGAAUACUGCAGAGGACCAAAGCUGAGGCAUGCUAAACAGCCGCUUGGAGGCGGAAGCAAGUUCGGUCACCUACACAGCUUCCUCUCUCCACCACCCAGUUCCUCUCUCAGUAUCACAUUAUGUUAUUCUUCCGCUUUUCAUUUACCUAACUCAUCAGUACAACCAUUUCCUUAUUCUCUAACUACCCCCAAUUCCUUUAGCCUCUCCCCACCUGUCCAAACUCAGCUCAGCCGUGGGCCAAUGCAGCUUACAGACAGUUGGUUGCAGAGCUGGGAAGAAAACCCAACUCUCCUGACCCUGAUCGUGGAGGUCUCUGGGCCCCCCAACACUGUCUUCUGGGUGGGGCUGCCUUUUUUUUUUUUUUUUUUUUUUGAGAAGAGGUCAUUUGGGAUACAUGGUACUCCAUAUACAGCUUCACAAAAUAUUUCAUUAUAAGAGAAACCCCUUGAUUUUUAUUUCUCUUUUUUUGUUGUUUUUUUUUUUUGGUUUUGGUUUUAGUUUUUGUUUUCUGGAUGACCUGACUUCAGUAAGCAGAUGCGGACCCACUUGUAAGGAGUCUGGUUGGUGAUGAGAAAAGGAUGAAAUCUAGAUACAAAAGCCUCCUUGAAGGUGAUGAUGGAUCUUUAAUCCACUUGGCUAAGUGUCUGGAAGAGCUACUUACUCUUCCACCCCUCAUCUCAAAUGAGAGGAACAGAAGUUUAACUUCUUCAAAUAGCCCAGCUCUGGCGAAAACCCAAGGAAGAAAGGUCAAAGGAAAGGAAAGCAUGUCAGGGGCUGGUUUGUGACUUGGCAGGACCAGGAAUCAGCAGCCACUAACAACCCAGAGAAGGUGACUAAGGGCUGGCAGAAGAUUAGCAUGUUAAUUUGGCUGCUGUCCGGAGUAGGAGGCCAUGUUCAAUGGCAGUCAGAAUUUGUGUUCUGCACAUUGCUGGGUCUAUAAAUAUGAUAAGCAAGUGGUGACAGAAUUAUAGUAUAAGGUGAUGUACUACAUGCAGAUCAUAAAGGAUUUGGUUUUAAGACUUAAGUAGAAAAUCCCUCUUGUAGCUUAUUACCCAACAAUAUUCAGAUAAUGAGCUUUUGGAGAAUAUUUUUUUCCUAUCACUAGAAAGAUUUACCUGGGAACUGUCUAAAGUCUAUACACAUAUUUCCAAAGCCUUUAAAUACCAACUGCAGCAUGGAGAGAGAGGGGUGGCAGAAGCUGAAAUGCCUCAAAAGCCAUUUAAGUGUUACGUUGCAGGAUUUUCAGUCCUUCUCGUUAUGUAAAAGUAGAUAAAUAUAGACGUUAUUCUCAACUCUACCCUAUAGUAUCACAGUGGUCCAAAUGCCAGAGCUUACAGAUAAUGUCAUCACAGUGCCUAGAAACUCGAACUGUAAUAUACCGUAGCAUUUUCUUGGUGUUUCUUAAAGUUUCUUUCCACAAUACAAGGUCCUCUCUGCCUCUUGUUUCUUGGAGAGUUCACCCCACUGAUGAGUCUUCCUUCCCUGUUGGACUCAGUCAUUUGGGGAACAGUCUUAGAAGCACAUAUCAACCAAGGAAGAAACUUCCUGGAUAUCUAUUGCCCACUUGCCCAGGUCUAAUAAACACUAAAGGGGGGAAAUUGAAAGGAGCUGCCAACUGGUCAACGUGGAAGGGCAGUUCCACCCUAGAUUGGUGUCUUUCUUUUUCUUCCUUUUUUUAAAAAAAAAAAAAUCUAUUUCUUAAAUAAUAAUAAAUGCACAUGAUGUGUUAAAUAUGUACAUAUAUAUUUCAAAAGAAAAAAAUGGGGCACAAGAUUGUCUUACAAGUCGUGCUGGCUAAUUUUUAGUUUGUAUUCAUAAGUGGUUUUUAAAAGCCUUUUUUAAAGUGUAAUUUGCAUGUUCUACUUUGAUUGUAUGUAAACAUAUUUUAGAACAAAAAAUGUAUUUGUAUUUUAUUGAAUAUAGAGGCAAGAAAAUUGUACAUUGUUUGAAAUGUUCUUUUUGUAACAGUUUUUAUUCAUAAAGCAUUUUUGUACAUUUAAAAUGAACAUGGACUUGCUGUUAUUUGAGGCGUAGAUACAUCUAGCAUGCUUACUGUCAUGCUCCUCCAUGGUCUUAGAUGUUGGGUUUUAAACAUUUUUUUCUAAAAGAAAGCUCAGUCUUUUUCGCUACCAGAUCAGGUUAGCACAGUAUAGAGCACUUAACUAUUAAAAAAAAAAAAAAAGUUAAUCCUAUUCAUAUGUUAUUCAUUGUGUGAAAUUAAAGACAUUCAAUUCAGUCUAA